Vespa crabro (European hornet) is the source of this 858-nucleotide messenger RNA. RefSeq lists its product as uncharacterized. NCBI's taxonomy places the organism in Eukaryota, Metazoa, Arthropoda, Insecta, Hymenoptera, Vespidae. The record is from RefSeq and is a predicted model, not a curated record. Gene Ontology annotation, molecular function: protein binding; serine-type endopeptidase inhibitor activity. Bases 352 to 759 code for a protein of 135 amino acids. The transcript is spliced from 5 exons.
AAUAAUAUAAUACAUUUUAUUUAAUAAAAAAACAAAGAAAAGAAAAAAGAUGUUAUAUGCAUGGCAUUGUUAUUGUUAUUAUUGUAUGUAUUGACGCACAAAAAGAAAUUCAUCUCGCGAAAUAUGUGAAAGAGGGAAAAUCCAACUCUUAUUUAUUAAAAUGCGUGUUAGUAUGAGAAUUUCUUGGAUAGGAAUAAUUAUUUCCGAGUUGUCGUCGAUCAGUCAGAUCACAGUAUAAAAGUGAAGACUCCAGAUCGACUUCCUAACAGUCGAUCGUCGACAUUACUUGAGAAACAUACGAUCGUAUAACCAUAUUUUCGUAUAAAUUUAUAAUAUAUUCAAAUUAACAGAAUGUAUCGUGUCAUUAUUUCUACAAUUUUGAUUGUACUCGCAAUAAUAUCAAACACCAUAGCCUUUCCUCAGAAUGACUUGAAUCUCGAUGAUGUUUCUCGAGUAGAUGGUUUCGUUUUCGAUGGUCCUGUUGACAGACCAUUCUCCUCGACUCAACGUUCGAUGAUUGAUAACAUGGCAGAUCGUGUACCAACAACGCGAGCGACACCUGCACCUAUUACUCCAGGAUCCGAAGCUUAUGAAAAUUGCAUUGCUAGAUGUUUGGUUACUCCAGAAUAUAAUCCUGUAUGUGGAACAGACAACAUUAGUUAUGAUAAUCCAGGAAGAUUAAACUGUGCAGUUAGCUGUGGCAAAAAGAUAAGCCUGAAUGCUUAUGGACGUUGUAGUGCCGACGGGAUCAGAGGUUAAUGGGUUAUUUCUGGAGAUUGAUAACACUGAUUUAUUACAAGAUUGAAAUGAUCUAUUGCGGAAGACUGUUUAGCAAUACAUAUUUUAUAAUAUUUUCUA